GUACGGACAUCAAUCUCUGGGCUGUGACGUGACAAGUCGCACUAUUUAAUGGUGCAUACUUGCCUCCUACGAGGAAUUAAAACUGGUGCCUAGGGGCACCUUGGUUUUGAACGAAGAAGCCGAUAAAUCCCUGGGGACGAGUUUCUCUCCAUCUCCUACCAGAUGCAAUACUGGCCGACUAGCGAGAUCCUGCGUUAGUUAAAGCUAGCUAUAUUUAACCCCGAAGUAUGGUGGAUAUUCAAUACACGUAACUUAAAUGUGGCUGCUUUUUAACGAAUAAAGAAUGAGUAAAAGGGAGCAGGAGUUGAAGUGUGUUGAAAAGGGCAAAGAGCUACGAGAUGUGGAGAAAAUUGAUCGCUGUCUCGGUCUUCAGCAAGAAAACUUUGAAGAUGAACUCGACGACAACUUUUGGAUUAAGGUGCAUGAGAAGCAAAACGAAGGUUUUCCAUGGAACAGAGCAAUGGAUGAAGUUCAUGUCGAAAGGCUCAUUGAGAAUUACAAGGAUGGUGGGGAACUUUGCUGUGAGGAUCCAGCUCUUUUGAUGUUAAAAAAAUGGCCAGUUUCCAGAAAGUACUAUGAUAAUCCAGAAAAACUUCCCGGACUUGAACAAUUGAUAAACCGGCGGCUGGAGAUUUUGUUGGAAAGUGAACUAAACUUAAAGAACAGAUACGAGUCGUUUCAAGAUGAAGAUGACCAAGCAAAGAAGACACUUUUGCACUAUACAGCAGAACUUGGCUUUUUACAUGUCACUAAAACACUUGUGAGAAAAUGUCCCAAGCUUCUGGCUGUAAAGACCGAAGGUCAACGAAAACCUGUGGAAAAACGAACCAUGUUACCGGUGGAAUCGGCGAUAGAAGCAGAGAAGGAUGAUGUGGCUGCAUUUUUGAUUAGAGUUAUGUGGCAUGAGAGAGUUCAAAGUUUAUUUUCCUGGAUAAUUGAGGAUACAACAAAUCCUGAACCAUCCUUCCUCAGUUUUGUAGGAGUUAUUGAGAAUCCAAAGAUGAAGAAAACAGUAGUGGCUGUAUUAGACCAGAUGUUGAUCCCUCAUUGGCCAUAUCUUCCUAAAUGCCAAGAAAACUACGAAACUGGAAUGGAGAGGGAGGCAGUUGAAGGAGUUUGGAACACAAUAUCAGAUGAUCCAUUAAACUAUCAUUUUUAUUAUCAUAUUUUGGACGGAGAUGAGGGAGGACGACCCCCAAUGAUUGUGACUUCUGAUGGACACAAGCAGAUUGAAAACAAAUAUUUCAACUGGAAAAGCAAAUCUUGUUUAUGUGCCAUUGCAAAGACCAACAAUAAGGAAGCUUUGCAACAUCCUGUGGUCAGAAUGUUGAUUAGAACAAAAUGGAAAAGUUAUGGACACUUGUUUCUCAGACUACAAGCAGUAUUGUAUGUGAUCUUCUUGCUGUGUUUGUCAUAUUCUCUGCUACAUGCUUCUACUAAAGUGGACCCCACCCAUUAUAGUGAUGUGCCAGACUCAUUGCGUGGACUUUGUGAAGUUGUCACUCUUCUUAUGGUUGUGUUUUACAUCUGUGAGGAAAUAAAUCAGAUAAGAAUAGAAGGGCGUGGUUAUUUCACAGAGUGGAUGACUUUGUUUGACUGGUUAGGCCUGCUGUUGAUAUUGUGUAUAGUGCUGUUACGAUACAUGGAUCAUAAAGCACAGUGGAUGGUGACAUCUUUAGCCUUCUUGUUCAAUUUCCUGAGGAUAUUUAAAUUUUCAUGUGUGUCAAGGACAACAGGAUUAUACACACAAACCUUGGCCAAGAUCAUUUUACAUGAUGUGACAAGAUCCAUGGCAGUUUUCAUUGUGAUCUUUUUCUCCUUCUGUGGUGCCCUGACUUUAUCACUUUGUUACUCCGGAUACAAUGAAAACCAAGAACUUCGUGGUUUUGGAGACGUCUUGAUGAGCGGGUUUCGAGCACUGUCCGAGCAGUAUCCAAUGGCGCAAAAUUACUCGCCUUUCAACUGGCUGUCAGUUCUUCUAAUGAUGGCGUAUAUGGGAACAGUGACAGUGAUUCUGCUCAACAUUCUCAUUGCACAGAUGAGUACGACCUACACUCAGGCUAAGAAAGUCGCUCGUCUGGAAUAUGAUGUGGAUCGUAUUUUACAGCUCACGCGCAUGGAGAGAUUUCCUUUUCUGAAUUUACGCGUAAAGUUUUACAAAGAGGGAGACUGGAUCAGUGAAAUGAAACUUGCAAAAGAACUUCUGGAAUUUAGUGAAGAUCGCAGUCCUUGGGAGUCGGUUGAAGAGAAACUUGAUGAGAUCAGGGAUCUGAUGAGAAAGAUGGUGAAACAGAUGAGGCCUGGACGCGAAUAAACAGGUGUCUGUUGCGUGACGGCAAAUAGGAGGGAUGUAUUGCUUCCGUUUUCUUCGCAAUUUUUCGCCACUUGCAUUUUGUACGACUUUUACCAGAAAGAUAGGACGAUAGUUUUUGAAACUUUUUUCAAACGAACGGGAUAUCGUUUUGAUUGUAAUUUUUUUUUAUGGGGUUUAAAAUUGAAGACCUGACAGCACACACUCACCAGUGGUAACAUAACCAAUUGGCUCUGGCAUAGUAGAACGUGUAGGACUGUGGUCGUCCUGUAAGGCUAAGAAUUCAUGCAUUUUGCCUCUAAAAUGUGAGCCACAGUGUGCCGUGUGAAAUUUACGUGACAGUCUCAACCCCAAAUUUGUUCCUAAGAAAUGCGAAGAUGUUGGAUGAGUUGGAUACAGAUUUAGGUCUCGUGAUUUCCUGCUGUGGCCAAAACAGAUCACUACUUUGUCAGAUACUUAAGGCUGAAUAUAAGUGGUCCUUGAGAUGGUACUAAAGCGUUUCUUUUGGAAACUUAAUUCAAUGAAAUAACUUAACAAAUGAGCAGUAUUUUUCAUUGUCUAGUUGC
Messenger RNA from Pocillopora verrucosa, 2877 nucleotides. The record is from RefSeq and is a predicted model, not a curated record. NCBI's taxonomy places the organism in Eukaryota, Metazoa, Cnidaria, Anthozoa, Scleractinia, Pocilloporidae.